This is a messenger RNA of Mercenaria mercenaria, 4397 nucleotides long. RefSeq lists its product as uncharacterized. Gene Ontology annotation, cellular component: cytoplasm. NCBI's taxonomy places the organism in Eukaryota, Metazoa, Mollusca, Bivalvia, Venerida, Veneridae. Gene Ontology annotation, molecular function: glycerophospholipid phospholipase A1 activity; A2-type glycerophospholipase activity. The coding region runs from base 2788 to 3171 and encodes 127 amino acids. Gene Ontology annotation, biological process: N-acylphosphatidylethanolamine metabolic process. The record is from RefSeq and is a predicted model, not a curated record. The transcript has 3 exons.
AGUUGAGUUGUGUCCCUUGAAUAAAGAUGGCGUCUUAUUUUUCACGUGGAUAAUUUUAACUUUUUAUUAUUAAAAUGGAAGUGGACAUAAAUGAGUUGCGUGCUAAAAUUGGAUGUUUUAUGCAGCCUAAUAAGACUGUUUUUCGUUUGGCUAUUCUAAGUAUGCCAAAAAGUGCUUGUACAUUGUGCAGUUUAAUUUUGAGAAUUGUCACGUGCUUGUCACUUGUGUAGAUUUUGAGUGGAGAUGUGGAAUGUAACCCGGGACCUCAAAAAAUUGAUAAUUCUCGUGAGGCAGGCAAACAGAAACCUAGCCCUUGGGACCAUGGUGCCUCAGGUGGAGCCACAGCUGGACUUACGAACCAUAAAGGUGGUAAUGAUGGAGUUGUUACACGUCAGCGAUCGAUAUCAUCAUUUACUCUUUCUCAGCCCCAAUCGCAGGCUCCCGGUGAAAGGCGUAGUUCUUCAGCUGGCCAGUUUAACCUAGAUUCGGAUGUUGUAGAUAAUGCAAGUAUUUUUUACUUUUUGAGAAAUAUGAAAAGAGACCUUGAUAAACAAAAUGAUCGGGUAGUGUCCGAUAUCAGUCAGAUUAAUACAAAAAUUGACUCUAUGUUCUGCACAAUGCAAGAUUUGAAACGGGAUAAUGACACAUUAAAAAAAGACAAUGCUGAACUCAAGCGACAAGUUCGUAGUAUGAACUAGACUUGAUCGCUUUGAAAGUUAUGCUCGUCGCAGCAACUUAAGAAUUAAUGGGAUUUCUGGUAAAGUUGAUGAGAAAUGGUCCAUCACUUAUAAGAAGGUACGUGACUUUAUGCGUAAUACAUUGAACUUUGAUGAUCAAGCUGAUCAGAUUGAUAUUGAUAGAGUCUAUAGGUCUAAAUCACGUGAUGAGGAGGUAUCGACCAUUGUUGUGUGUUUUACAAAACUAAAAAACUGUGAUCUCGUUAUGAGGCGUGCAAGCUCUGUGCUUAGAUCAACAUCAGGUGUUUCUGUUCAACAGGACUUUACUGAUCGUGUUAGACGACACAGGAAAAUACUUGGCGUACGUAUGCUAUCUGAACGCCAAAAAGGAAACUAUGCUGUGGUUCGCUACGAUAAACUUUUCAUAAAUGAUACUAUCUACAAAUAUGAUGAUGACACCCAGAAUAUUGUGAACAUUGGUAAACGUAAAUUUACAAGGCGACCACGUGUUGGAACACAUGGUCAUGUAAACUCAGCUGGCGAUCGCACACCGAGAUUGGAAGAUUUCCAGGGCAAUUCAGAUGACGUCAGUAUAUUCGGAGCACGUGAUCAUCCAUAUGAUUUUUCUCAACCAGUGAACGCUUUGCCGACAUAUGACGUAGUGCAUUCAGAUACUAGUGCGGCUGAAUAGGGAUUAGGCCGAGGCAUACAAAAUGAUAGUUCCCAGACAAACUCAAAGCAUAAACAUUGUAACGUGGAAUAUUGCCGGUUUAAACAAAUACUCAAAUGAUAGUGACCUUAAAAACUUUUUGUUUUCAUUUGACAUUAUUAUUUUAUGUGAAACAUGGAGUAGAUUUAAGGGAGAAUUUGAUAAUUUUAAAGAUUCUUAUUUACAUUAUGAUUAUGUUAGACCAUUCCAUCCUGAAUCUUUACGUAAUAGUGGAGGAAUUAGUGUGUUUAUUAGCACUGCGUUGCAUAAACUAAAUGUUAUUGACCGCAUCUAUGAAAACUUUGACAAUUGUGUGGUAUUAUAUUUUAAAUUAUCCUCCAUUUUUAAUGCUAAAGAUGUUAUUAUGUACUUCACUUAUGUUUCACCUGAGGGCUCAUAUUUUUAUAAUGAUAAAUUAGAGAAGAAUGGUAUUUUAAGCAUACAAUCUGAUCAAGAAACUGUAAAAUUAGAAAAUCCGGACACGCUAUUAUAUUUGUCAGGCGAUACAAAUGCUAGGACAAAAGACUUUAGAUUUUAUACCAGUUGAUAAUUUAGAUUAUAUUUUUGGAGAUGUUGCCUAUGAGGGUAGCAAUUUUGACAUUCCACGUAACAAUAAAGAUAACUUAAAAAGAGACAAUUUUGGUAAAACCCUAGCAAAUCUGUGUGGCAUUUUUGUUGUUCAUAUUUUAAUCUUGUCACCAUUAUUAAGACUGUUCAGUAGAUUAUAUGUAUAGAAAAUUCAUUCGAAAGUGUACAAUACCGUACAGUUCAUUUUGAAUGCAUUUUUAUAUCUAUAGAUAAUUUUGACCUUUCCAAACACUGCAAAUGUAAAAGUAUAUAAAACUCGUAUCAUUUAAAGAUAUUUUAUUCUUCUAUCCAACUAGAAUUAGUUGCCUUAUAUCAGCAUAAAAGGUUUAUACUUUAUCCCAGAUAUAGCUUGAUAAUGUAUUAUUGAUAAACUAAGCCUAAUGAUAGAAUGGCACUACAUUAAAUAAAGAUAAAUUUUAUACUCGCAGCCUCUUGCCUACUUCUCCUAUCAGCAGAAACUAUCCUUUAAAUCUAGAUGAAAAUUAUGUAUAACUUUUAUUUAUACCAAUGAAGUCAGUAAAAUGUCAUCUAUUUGUGCCAAUGUAAUAAGUUGAAGAUGUCCAAAACGUUAUUUAUAUUUUAUAUAUUUUUCAAUCAGGUGACGGCUACGUAAUACAUCUUUCUCCACCCCCAUCAAAAACACCAGCAGCGAGGGAACUGUGUUCUGCAAUAGCUACUAGCAGUGGUGUCACUACCAUCAGUGAUGAGACAAUUAACAUGUCGCUGUUUGGCAGUAUCAAGGUCCGUAGGGACAAGUAAACAGACGUGGCGGCGGGUUCGGCAAUUGUUGUGAACAACGAGUGCGACUCUGAGAUGACCCCAUACCCAGGACAAAUCGUGGUUAAGCGCGCGGAAUCAAAGCUUGGAACGAAUGACUACAAUCCCUUGAAAUGGAAUUGUGAACACUUUGCCACAUGGUGUAGGUAUGGUAAAGCAGUAUCUAAACAGGUGCCAUUCAGUAAGGGCUUGUCCAACAACGCGUACUUGGUGCAGUUGCCGGGUAUCGAAGUCAUUCCGCAUGGGUCACUUCCUGAAGACAUUGGUAUUAAAGGAAAUAUAGCUGUAGGACACUUUAUUGGCGCUGAAGGCAUUCCGCCCGAAAGACUUGCUGAAAACAUGGCUGACGUAGGAAAUACAGUUUUGAGACUUGCACUUGGAAUUCCGCCUAUAAAUCAGCCUGGGUGUGCAAUCAUGUGAUGAAACAUUUCAAAGAUCAGACAGAAUAAGUGAAAGAGUAACAAGUUCAUCAAACAACUCCAAUCUAAAUCUAAAAUGAAGAUGCAUACCUCAGUUUUAUUUGCAUUUCCGGUCCUUUUGGGAAGAAAAGCAAAGAGGUAAACAUAGAGUCUAUGAAUUUGGAGUAAGGUCUACAAUUUAGGGAAGGUCUGACUUCUCGGUAUGUUAUCUAUGUCAUCACCAUCAACUGACAGCACACUGAUGUACCAAUGUUGUGUUCUAUUAAUAGCAUUUAACCCAGUCUCAGUGAUGUACCAUGUGACCUCGCUUCUUGCCAAAUUAUAAUUGUGAAGUUGAUUUGAAAACUUAAAGAUACCAACGCCGACCUUUAUACAGUUCCAAAUGUAUAUUGUAGUUUAUCUAAGUAAACAUCAUUUCGAAAUUGGAGGUCGAAAAUAAGUUUAAUCCAUACAUAUACAAAAGUUAAAACUCUGGUACAAUUUGAGAAACACUAACAGAACUGUUCGACAUUUGUUUUAUAGUAUUGUUGUUUGUCGAUAACAUGGUAGUUCAAAACAGCGAGGGUAUGGAUAUGAACAGAACCUUGACAAGACAAAGAAUAACAGGCUACUGUCUUUUAACAUCAAUGUUAUCAGAUCGAGGUUGAUAUGGGCUGGAACGAGUGAGAGAACCAAUCCCCUUCCGCCCAUAUCAUCCGAGACCUGAUCCAGACUCGGGUCAGAGAUACUUUAAAGUUUUUAAAAAUCACUAAAGGACCAUAUAUGAUAAGGGGUGUUUUGGGCACCCGAUCCAGUUCUGUUUUUGAAUGCAUCAUUAGAUUAUAAAAUAUGUCUAUUUUCUUGAUUUAGUUGUCAAAUAUCUUAAUAAAGUCAGUAUUUUUAGAAAAAAAAAUACUGAUUUAUAUAUACAUGCGUCCAAGAGUGUGAAUAUUUGGUUUAUGAGGGGGUAUGCUUAAAAAGUGCCAUACUGAAGUUAUUUUGUACUUAAAUUAGAACUUGACCUGAUCAUUUAUUGCUAAUACAGUGUACAAUUCAUUUUGACAUUUAAUACCCAUUAUAAUACUUGAAUAAGAAAAACAAUAUAAAGGGAGAUAACUCUUCUUUACUCAAAACAGCUGAAAAGUAAGGUAAAAAAUGUAUUUUCUCAAUUUUCCAAAAUAAAGACACAUCAAGAAAUGAUUAUUGUUUUAUAUCUAUUUUAUCUUAUUUUGUAAGUUUAGAACUUGU